ACUCCAGCGCUCGACGUCCUCUGACCCUCUCCAGGAUCCAGAGGGUGGACGCACGCUACUUCGAACGAAGCUUCGAUGUGUAGCAUAUUCUUGGGUUAUGUUGGUUGCUCUAACAACGACUGUGUCGCAGUCCUUGGCAUUCACAUCGAGGUGGCGAGGUUCGUGCGCAAGGUGGCGAACACUUUGCCGAUGAAGGAGAUGGCUGUCAAGGAGGUCGACCCUAACUUGAGGUUCAGACUGACGAGCAAUGAGGUAUGUUCUGUUGAAAAUGCAGGCCGCCAUCAUGGGCUACAUCGUCGAAAGGAGGCAAACGCGCGAGCGUUCGCAGUCUAUUCGGCGGGUAUUUAUCUACACUACGAAUGUCUCAGGUACGAACAUGGGCGCAAUCUAAGAUAAAUACAAGUAAACAACGUGCGCACGAGGCGCCAGCGAACACGAGCUCGAAACGUGAUCCAAAAGUCUAACAUGUUCAUCUGUUUGUGCGCGAAAGAUGAAGGUGGUGCUGACGAGAUAGUUGUAGAUUAGGUGAAGAAGACGUCCAGGAAUACUUGGCGUGCGUCCUACAAGCCUACAUUUGUUUUGACA
Messenger RNA from Phanerochaete carnosa HHB-10118-sp, 585 nucleotides. RefSeq lists its product as uncharacterized. The record is from RefSeq and is a predicted model, not a curated record. The transcript has a single exon. The coding region runs from base 76 to 396 and encodes 106 amino acids. NCBI's taxonomy places the organism in Eukaryota, Fungi, Basidiomycota, Agaricomycetes, Polyporales, Phanerochaetaceae.